UGAAUUCGAAAAGCCUCAAAUAAAAAAUAUUCUUUUUCUUCUUUCUUUCUUUUAAUUUAUUUUUACACAUUCAAGAAUUGUAUCCAUCUCAGUUGUACCAUCAGUUAAAUGUACGGACAUCUUGUAUACAGAUCAAAACUAUCGCGUUCUAUCGUAUCAUCUCAUUUAUAACCAUAACUAUUUUUUCCAUCAUUACACGUUAUAUUAAGACGCCUAACACUUGACUUCACAUCGACCACAUGGCGAGAAACACCGCGAAUACACUAUAAAUAGGAUCAUAAGGAUUAAAACCCACGAUGACGCAAUUCCGUCUCAUCAAACCUAGUUUCGUUCCAAGACAGAGGCAUCAAUUUCACUUUCUAACAAGCUUAUUGCGACUCCGCUAUUACAUCGGCCCAAUUAAGCAUCUUAAUCGCUACCAAAUCGUACUGUCACGGUCGAAUAACGCGUAUCAUCCGUGGACUUGAUACCCAUAUGCUUAUAUACGUGUCUACAUACGCGAGGGACAGUUCUUGGUCCGAUAGCCGGCACGUGACUGAAUUCCAAUGGAAAAUGCACACGCGCCGAAGAGUGCGUUACUUACACGUCCGAUACGUUAGUAAGCGAUAGACAGUGCCACUGACUUAUCAUCGGUGCUUCCAUUUUCUGCCGACCCGCGCUUUUUUCACUAGAAUUCGUCGCGACGUUCGAUCGUGCGUAACAACGCUCUUUGACUUUGAAUCCAAAGUGAACCGGUUCCAAGUGGGCUACGCUUCGUCAUCGUCAUGACAGACUAUCAAAGCGACGAUAUGUCGGCGAUCAGCCCUGAAAUAACAGUGAGAAGACCAGUUUAUCAACAAGACGAACUUAAUCAUUUGUGUAAAUAUGCUAAGCCGAAUGAAGCACUUUUGAAGAAUAUCUCGAUUAGAUGCAAGAAAAUGAGGCCGAUGAGAAUUCUAAAGACUACUAUACCUCUUAUUGACUGGUUGUCAACAUACAAUUGGAAGAAUGACAUACUAGGUGAUAUUGUUGCUGGAAUUACUGUGGCGGUGAUGCAUAUUCCUCAAGGAAUGGCGUAUGCAAUAUUGGGCAACGUGCCACCGAUCAUUGGUAUUUAUAUGGCAUUCUUUCCGGUUCUUGUAUAUCUCUUCCUCGGCACUUCAAGGCACAAUUCUAUGGGUACCUUCGCAUUAAUAUGCAUGAUGACAGGAAAAGUGGUAGCAACUUACAGCACUCAAGGUCAAGUAAACAAAAACUCCACGACAGAAAACGAGUUACUAACCUCAACAAGUAGUCAAUAUUCCUCGGUGGAAGUUGCUACUGCGGUCACUUUCACUGUGGCCUUGAUUCAGUUGAUAAUGUAUUUGUUGCGAUUGGGAGUGAUCGCAGCGCUUCUGGCGGACAGUUUGGUGAGCGGAUUCACCACUUCUGCAGCGGUUCAUGUAUUUACGUCACAGCUAAAGGAUCUGUUAGGAUUAAAGAAUAUACCCAGGCGCAAGGGACCUUUCAAAUUAAUCCUUAGUUACGUCGAUUUGCUCAACAACUUUCCAUCCAUCAAUGGGAUCGCCCUGUUGGUCUCUUGCGCUACCAUUUUGAUUCUCAUCAUCAACAAUGCCUUAAAGCCAAGAUUCGCAAAACUCAGUCCAUUUCCAAUCCCAAUAGAAAUGCUGGUAGUCGUUCUGGGCACAGUUCUUUCAGUGUACCUGAAUCUUGCAGACGUUUAUGGAAUUGCAGUAGUCGGUGACAUACCGGUUGGUUUACCAGUUCCAACCUUGCCACCGUUAUCCUUGGUUCCGAACAUUCUAAUAGACAGCUUCGUGAUCACUAUGGUUUCCUACACCAUAUCCAUGUCCAUGGCGCUCAUUUUCGCCCAGAAGUUGAGCUACGAGGUGGACUCGAAUCAGGAAUUAAUGGCACAGGGGAUUGGAAAUCUAGUCGGAUCCUUCUUCUCUUGCAUGCCAUUCACGGCUUCUCUCUCCAGAUCCCUGAUUCAGCAAACCGUCGGUGGACGAACCCAACUGGCUAGCUUGAUAUCCUGUGGCAUUCUGGUUAGCGUUUUGUUAUGGAUCGGCCCCUUCUUCGAGCCUCUUCCACGGUGCGUUCUAGCCAGCAUCAUAGUGGUGGCUCUGAAGGGGAUGCUGAUGAAGGUGACAGAGUUCAAAAGAUUCUGGAAGCUGGACAGGAUUGACGGGAUCAUUUGGGCCGUGACGUUCACGACAGUGAUCCUGUUGGACGUGGAGUACGGCCUUCUGAUCGGGAUCGUGUUCUGCGUUGGCAAAUUGAUCUUCUUCUCCGUUCACCCUUACACCUGUUCCCUCGCUCUAGUACCUGGUACCGAGCUUUAUCUGGAUACCAAGAGAUAUAAAGGCACCAUCGAGUUACCAGGCAUAAGGAUAUUCCAUUACUCGGGUAGUUUGAACUUCGCUUGCCGGCAACAUUUCCGCGACCAAGUGUACAAAGUUGCCGGCCAAGUGCCGAGAAAGGAGCCGAAUGGUGGCUUCAAGCACGAUCAAUUGAAGAAAGUUAAGAAGCUGAGGGCCCUAAUACUGGAUCUUAGCGCUCUCAGUCACAUAGAUCUGGCAGGCGCAUCUAGCCUGGGACAUUUGAUCAACGAAUACUGUGAAAUUGAUAUACCCGUCUAUGUGGCAGGAUGUUCUGGACCUGUAUACGAGAUGAUGAGAAAGUGCAACCUGUUAGAAUACAAAAGCGGCCUGUUCGCCGCCUUCCCCACCGUAGCCGACGCCGUGCAUUUUGCAAAAUGUAACACCGAGUCGUCGUCCAUGCCAGCAUGGAGUUCUUCAAUGUACGAGGAUACCGUUGUCGCAAGGCUUUGAUUGGGAAUACUAAUCGCGAUUGUAUGCGGCAAGUUUCAUUCAUGGUUCCCAGGAAAAAACUACUCAAUUAACAAGUUUGAUUGAGAAUUUCUUGUUAUUUCUAAGAAUUGGACUGGAUGGAUGGAGGAGGGAUUUGUUUUAAAAUUUGUUUGCAGAAAGAAAAA
This is a messenger RNA of Apis mellifera (honey bee), 2977 nucleotides long. RefSeq names its product solute carrier family 26 member 6. Lineage: Eukaryota; Metazoa; Arthropoda; Insecta; Hymenoptera; Apidae. The transcript has 14 exons. The coding region runs from base 765 to 2813 and encodes 682 amino acids. Gene Ontology annotation, cellular component: membrane. The record is from RefSeq and is a predicted model, not a curated record. Gene Ontology annotation, biological process: transmembrane transport. Gene Ontology annotation, molecular function: chloride transmembrane transporter activity; bicarbonate transmembrane transporter activity; sulfate transmembrane transporter activity.